AUGUCGGGGGACGAGAGGAGAUCUGAGGCCGCUCUCACCGAGCUGCUGCGCGGACACGGCUGUGUCGACACAGACUCCCCCGGGCCUGACGAUAUCUUCGAGGAAGACGCCUACUCUCCUUGCUCCCUCUCCUCGUCCUCCUCCUCCUCCGUCCACGCUGUGUCCUCCCUUCAUGGGGCCACCCUGUGCACCUCCUGCGGCCAGGAGAUAGUGGACCGGUACCUGCUCAAGGUGAACAGCUUUUGCUGGCAUGUGCGCUGCCUCUCAUGCAGUGUGUGUAAAACAUCACUUGGUCGACACGUGAGCUGCUUCAUCAAAGAUAAACAGGUUUUCUGCAAACUCGACUAUUUCAGGAAGUAUGGGACUCGUUGUGCACGUUGUGGCCGUAACAUACACUCUACUGACUGGGUGCGUCGGGCACGAGGCAGCACCUUCCACCUGGUCUGUUUUUCCUGCACCUCUUGUAAACGCCAGCUGUCAACUGGAGAGGAAUGUGGAUUUCUCGAGAACAGGGUCUUUUGCCGGCCACACUAUGAUAUUAUGAUGGAGAAUAUCAAACGUGCUAAAGAAAAUGAGCAACCCAAAACAGAGGAUGAGUUGGCAGACAAAGAUGAUUCCAGUAACAUGCCAAGACCUGCUAAGAGGGCCAGGACCAGCUUCACUGUUGACCAGUUACAGAUAAUGCAAACUCAGUUUGCUAAAGACAACAACCCAAAUGCCCAGACUCUCCAGAAACUGGCAGAGAUGACUGGUCUCAGCCGAAGAGUUAUUCAGGUGUGGUUUCAGAACUGCCGAGCUCGUCAAAAGAAACAUGUCUGCCCACAUCAUGCUUCCUCAUCGAUGUUGACAACACUUGCCCCUGGUCAACUGACACCACCUUUGAUGGAGGAUCUGCAAUAUACAACAUUUAUUUCCCCAGACACACCGCUCCUCACUACAUUGACUUACAUGGACGUCCAAACUCCAGAUCCAUUGUUGCUUCAGCCAAUUAUGUCCCACUCCAUGACACAGCUGCCAGUCAGCCAUGCCUGA
This is a messenger RNA of Limanda limanda (common dab), 1032 nucleotides long. Its product is annotated as LIM/homeobox protein Lhx8-like. Gene Ontology annotation, biological process: forebrain neuron development; regulation of transcription by RNA polymerase II; neuron differentiation. The record is from RefSeq and is a predicted model, not a curated record. Bases 1 to 1032 code for a protein of 343 amino acids. Gene Ontology annotation, molecular function: RNA polymerase II transcription regulatory region sequence-specific DNA binding; DNA-binding transcription factor activity, RNA polymerase II-specific. Lineage: Eukaryota; Metazoa; Chordata; Actinopteri; Pleuronectiformes; Pleuronectidae. Gene Ontology annotation, cellular component: nucleus. The transcript has 8 exons.